Messenger RNA from Leptosomus discolor (cuckoo roller), 2325 nucleotides. The record is from RefSeq and is a predicted model, not a curated record. NCBI's taxonomy places the organism in Eukaryota, Metazoa, Chordata, Aves, Leptosomiformes, Leptosomidae.
AUGGUGGAGAAGCGGUGCCCGCGGCUGCAGCGGGGCGGCGUGUACCGCUGGUUCUCCGAGCUGCCCUCCCCGCAGCGUGUGGAGUUCCUCUGCGGCCUCCUGGACCUCUGCAUCCCGCUGGAGCUGCGCUUUCUGGGCGCUUGCCUGGAGGACCUGGCCCGCAAGGACUACCACUCGCUGCGUGACUCCGAAAUCAAGGCCAACAACCCCGCCGACCUGGGGAGCCUCACCAAUCUGACGGACGAGGUGGUACGCAGCAAACUUUUGGUCUCUCUCGCCUUGCUCGGGUCUGCCCAUCGAGAGGCGGCCGGGGUCCUCUUCCGUACCCUCACCCACAUCGACUCGGUCAUCAACAACUACGGGCUACAACUCAAUGAGGGCCGCACAGGGGAUGAGUUCCUGUUGCUCUUCACGAUGGCAUCCAACCACCCUGCUUUCAGCUUCCACCAGAAACAGGUGCUGAGGCAAGAGCUCACCCAGAUCCAGAAUAUCAUGGCCAGCACCAGCAAGAAUCCCAGCACCUCUACCCUCAACACCAUGGCAACCUAUCCUGGCUGCCACAAGGUCACUCCAAGGUCUGAGACCCCCAUCAACAGUGUCAGUAACAGUUUGGAAAAUGUACUUCAUACAUCAACACAUUCCAUUGAGGAGUCAUUACCCAAGAGGCCUUCGGGGAAACACUCCAAAGUGAGUGUUGAAAAAGUGGAAUUAAAGGGACUGGCACACAAGAAGAAUGAAAGAAACGUUGAAUAUUCCUUUGAGGUCCUGUGGUCUGAUUCUUCAGUGACAUUGGUAACCAAAUCUUCCUCUGAAGUGACUGAAUUUAUUUCAAAGCUAUCUCAGCUGUAUCCAGAAGAAAACUUGGAGAAAUUCAUUCCUUGCCUAGCUGGUCCAGAUUCAUUUUACCUAGAGCGGAACCACAUGGACCUGGAAUCGGACCUUAGGUAUUUGGCACCAUUACCUUCCCAUGUGGUGAAAAAUGACCACGUUAGAAAGUUCUUCAGCACUUCAUCUCCUUCACAGCAGCUUCAGACUUCAAAUCCUGGCAACCCCUCCCUUUAUAAAGUAGGAACUACGCUGGGCACGUCUGGAAGACCUAUAUGUGGAGUGGCUGGCAUUCAGGCUUCUCAGAAUCAUGUUCAGCACUCGGCUGCUGCUCCCGUUGCACUACCCCACUGUUCCCAUGCAGGAGGUACUGGCUCUUCGCUGGCCUAUCGCACCCAGAUGGACGCCUCUUCUUCACCCAUGUUAAUGUCUUCCAGUCCACAGACCCCUCAGACACAGGAGCAAAACGGGAUCUUAGACUGGCUCAGGAAACUGCGGUUGCACAAAUACUACCCUGUCUUCAAACAGCUCACGAUGGAGAAGUUUCUGAGUCUUACUGAGGAAGAUCUGAAUAAGUUUGAAUCCCUUACCAUGGGAGCAAAGAAGAAGCUCAAGACCCAGCUAGAGCUGGAGAAAGAAAAAUCGGAGAAACGGUGCCUAAACCCCACAACACCUUCUUCAGUUACCAGCAGCGGCGUGGCGAGGGUUCCCCCUACUACGCACGUAGGGCCUAUCCAGAGUAUUCGUGGCAACCACGCUGCAGAGCUGCGAGUGGACGUGGAUCAGCCAGCCCACCCGCUGACGAGGGAAGAGAGCUCGGACAGCGCCGAGGAGAACGAGAGGCGUUUGGAGAUUCACUUAGACGGCUCAGAAAAGGAGAAGCCAGUGAUGUUACUGAACCAUUUCACUUCGAGCUCGGCCAGACCCACGGCUCAGGUCUUACCAGUGCAAAACGACGCAGGCUCCAAUCCGUCCGGCCACCACACGCUGCCAAUGCAGAUGAUGUCAGCGGCCUCGACUCAUAUCACCCCCAUUCGGAUGCUAAAUUCGGUGCAUAAAUCAGACCGCGGCAAUGCAGACAUGAAGCUCCUUUCAUCGUCUAUGCAUUCCCUUUUAUCUUUAGAAGAAAGAAAUAAAGUUUCUCCUGGUCCUAGGGGCAGCAUAAAAAUGGACAAGAGCUUUGGGAACGCAGUGGUGGACGUCAUGUCCGCGUCCUCUCCCCACCAGCCCUUGCAAGUGCUGUCGGGGGCUGCCGAGAACAGCUCGCCCGUAACAUCCAGCACGGUCUUCCACGUGGCUCGCCCGCCCAUCAAACUCCUGGUGUCUUCGUCUCUUCCUACCGAUUCUGCCAUGGCCGGACAGACUUCGUGCUCCAGUAAUAUGCAAAUAACGGUGUCCCCUGCAAUAAUCAAUCCCCGGACUGCUCUGUACACAGCCAACACCAAAGUUGCCUUUUCUGCAAUGAGCAGCGUGCCAGUGGCGCCGAUGCAAGGCAGCUUC